Molecule: messenger RNA, 1456 nt
Organism: Sesamum indicum (sesame)
Lineage: Eukaryota; Viridiplantae; Streptophyta; Magnoliopsida; Lamiales; Pedaliaceae
Source: RefSeq, a predicted model, not a curated record
UUUCUACAAUAAAAAGUCGAAACAUUUGAAUCAAAUUCUCUCUUACUACACACUCUCACUUCUCACCACUGUUUACAUUACUACACACAUUCACUACAUUAUUUCUUUCUCCUUUUCUCGUUUUCACUUCUGCCUUUUUCAUUUCAUUUACUACAGAGGUGUCUUCCUUCUAGUUGUGGCGGAAAAAGAACUGUUUUACACAUUAAUCUGAUUGCAUUCAAGGUCACAAUCAUGAAUAUUUCAGGGGGGGAGGCCAGGAAACUCACAAGUCAAGAUAUACAACUGGUACAAAAUCGUAUACAGCGGUGUCUCCAGCAUUACAUGAACAAAAAGGAAGUCAUAAAUGCUCUCAUCAUUCAGGACAACAUUGAGCCGCAUUUUACUGAAAUAGUUUGGCAGAGGCUUGAAGAAGAAAAUCAAGAAUUUUUCAAGGCAUAUUAUAUGAAGUUAUUGGUGAAGGACCAAAUAAUGGAAUUCAACAGGUUGCUUUCACAACAGGUGGAGCUGAUGCAUCGAAUCGGAUUCAGUGGGAUUCCUCCUAUGUUCACGUCAAAUGGAUCGCAUAUUUCACCAUCACAGCAUAUCUCCACAUCCUCUGCUGCACAAAAUGUCAGAACUCUGAAAACAGAGGACAUUCAGCAAGCAAACGUGUUUCAAAAUUGCAGACCGGCAGUCCCAUCGUAUCUACAAGGAACCGUCGACGGGUCUGUUCAUAGUAGAAAGAUUGAUGUUUCUCCAAACUUGUUCUUGUCCCAAAACUCAAACGUGGGGUUGGCUCAAACUAUGAAUGGGAAGAUUGUUAAGACAGAGGGUGGUUAUGCUGGUAGUUCGCCUUUUGAUUUCAGUCCGCCUAGCAAUUAUCUGGAAUCACGUCCGUUGAUGGGUGAUGCAUCUGUCUCGUCUUUCAGUAGUGUAGAUUCUAAUGCGCAGCAUCUAAACGACACAAUCUUGGAUGGUGACACUUCUUCCUUUGGUUUUCUGCCACAAAUUCCUCAGAGUUUUGGUCUCUCGGACUUGACAGCUGAUUUUACAAGUAAUUCUGAUCUCCUUGAGAGUUACUGUAGGCCUCCAUUUCUAGCAACAGACGCCAACAACUUCAUGGAUCCCCAUGGAAAUGUCGAGAGGUUGGAGGACCCUGAAUCUGAAAGUCUGAGAUAUCAAUGCUUCGGCGGAGACUAAUAGAAUGAUUCUGGAUGAACCAUGCAUUGGGGAUGGAGGUUCUUGUACAUUUGGCUUCAUACAGACAAAAUUGCUUCAGGCAUCUCAACUGGCAGUAGUUUGAUGUUGGGAGUCGAGUUAGAUUAAUGUCUUGUUUUGCUUUUGGAUGUUUGGUUGUGCUUUUGUUAGGUUGACAUGUAAUUAUGGGGAUUAUGUAAUGUUGCUAGUCUGCAGCUGUACAAAUAGGGCAAUGUUUGUGUACAUUUCCUUUGCCUUAGAAGUGAUGUUUUGUGGUUCA